UACCUCUAUCUACCUAAAUAUGAAAUUUAACCAAGCAACAAGGAAUUUUUAACACUAUUUGUGCUGUCGACAUGUUUGAACAUAAAAGUUGCAUUUAUUUCAAUGUUAAGCAAUUGCGGGAAUUCCCGUCAUCAGCACCCAACGUGUUAAUACGUUAGUUAUCACUGUAGAUACUGUAUUUGAAACAUACAGAAUAUGAAAACCAUUAGCUGUAGCCAAUGAUAUUCAAACAGAUAACACCAUCUCAUAACUUAUAAUAAGGUUAGCAUUUGUAAAAUUCCAUCCUCAAAUGGCGAUUUCAGUUUUCAAUUUCAGGAAAUCAUAGUUAAAAUAUUUGAUUCCUUGUAAAAAAGUGUUAGCAGAAUUUAUUCAGCAGAUUUAAACAAAACACCUCAAAAGCAUGGAUGAUGACUUACCAGAAAAAUGUGUAAAACUUGUAAUGUUGGGCGAUUCUUCAGUUGGAAAGACUUCUUUGGUCACAAGAUUUUGCUAUGAAGAAUUUGGUCGCCAAUACUAUCCUACUCCUGGAGUGGAUUUCUUUUUGAAAAGAACCACAAUCCAAGGAAACAGACUUGUGCGAGCUAUAAUGUGGGACUUGGGCGGUCAAGCUCUAGAGGGAUCAAUGUUUAAAAACUAUCUGCAUGGAAGUCAGGUUAUCUUGUUGGUGUUUGACAUCACCAACGCGACAAGCUUCACCCGUCUCACUGACUGGUGGAAAGCAGCGUCCAGAUGUAUAUUUGGAAAACCUCCUCUUCUGGCUCUCAUCGCCAAUAAAUGUGAUAUGGAGCACCAGAGAGCAGUAAGUCUUGACAAGCAGAUGAAGUUUGUCAAUGAACAUGGAAUUCAGUCAACACACACUGUCUCUGCCCGCACUGGUGAAAAUGUGAUGUUGGCAUUUCAACGUAUCCUGGCAGAGCUGCUGGGCGUGCGACUGUCUAAGGCAGAGCAAGAGGAACAACAAGGCGUGGUGAAGGCUGAGAUUGUAGCAGCCAAUCACAAUCAAGCGUAUGCUGGGCUGCCUACCACCAACUCUACUAUAUGUGUCAUUCAGUAACUACUAUGGUUUAUAAAGAUGAUUAGUGUUAAACAUUCAAUUCAUCUUAAAUCCAAAUGAAUCGAUAAAUUGGAGGUUAGAGUCUGUGAUCACUAUUUAUUUUAUGUUGUCUGGUUAAUUUUAUAACAAAACUAGCUGACCCGGCGAACUUCGUAUCGCCUAAGUUAUAGGUUUCCCCUAAGACAGACCGAUGG
Molecule: messenger RNA, 1248 nt
Organism: Macrosteles quadrilineatus (aster leafhopper)
Lineage: Eukaryota; Metazoa; Arthropoda; Insecta; Hemiptera; Cicadellidae
Product: ras-related protein Rab-28-like
Exons: 5
Coding region: 401-1054 (217 amino acids)
Molecular function (GO): GTPase activity; GTP binding
Source: RefSeq, a predicted model, not a curated record